This is a messenger RNA of Uloborus diversus, 894 nucleotides long. RefSeq lists its product as uncharacterized. The transcript is spliced from 3 exons. Bases 1 to 894 code for a protein of 297 amino acids. Gene Ontology annotation, molecular function: structural constituent of chitin-based larval cuticle. Gene Ontology annotation, cellular component: chitin-based extracellular matrix. NCBI's taxonomy places the organism in Eukaryota, Metazoa, Arthropoda, Arachnida, Araneae, Uloboridae. The record is from RefSeq and is a predicted model, not a curated record.
AUGACUUUAUUGGUUAAUGACUUUCUGCAGGUGAUAAUCUUCUGUCUUCUAGCCACGGUUGUGGUCAGCAACCCAAUCGGUCCAGAAGAAGACGAUGACGACAUUCCAGUUUAUACCGAGAAAGUAUCCCCAGCCAAGCCCACUGCAGCUGCCAGAAGAGUUCCACAGUUUGGGGAGAAGAAAAUCAGCCCUAAAGUGGCAUCGGAAAAGCUCGCACUCGACAGGAAAAGGCCAUACUCGAUCCAAAAACAGACGACUUCUGUGCCAAAAGCGGUGCUGAAGACCACGAAACCCAUCCUCAGCAACUCAAGGCCAGUGAGGAGGAUUCCAAAGGUCCGAACGGAUUCUUUCGAAGCAGAACGAUAUAAUGGAAUCAUGAAGGGCGAAUACAACGCCCCGAAAGUCAGCUACGCCCCGUCUCCGGAACUGGGGGUGGAGUAUGACGUUCCAGAUCGUUCUAUCUCCCACGGAUUGAUUGACGAUUACGAGCCUCGACGACCCGCUCCAGAACUACGAUCAGCUGUUGGAAAUGCGCCCCGACUCAGGUACGCGGUGGCUCCCAGAAGAUUAUCAGCAGCUGCUGCCCAAGUCAGAGAUGUGCCUCAUCAAGGAUAUAAUGACCUUAGUCACGCUGACGGCCCACCCCAACCGUAUCUGUUUGGCUUCGAGCUCAGAGACGAGGAUGGUUCUACCCAGAGCCGCCGCGAGCAGGGAGACGCCCAGGGCAACAAGCGGGGCUCCUACGGCUACCGGGACGGAUAUGGCAUCUAUAGAGAGGUUGAGUACGUAGCCGACGAGCACGGAUUCCGCGCAGUGGUCAAGACCAACGAGCCCGGCACGCGGUCAGAAGACCCAGCUGACGUGCAGAUGCUGUCCGAAGCGGAAAAGCAGUGA